Guyanagaster necrorhizus is the source of this 309-nucleotide messenger RNA. RefSeq lists its product as uncharacterized. Lineage: Eukaryota; Fungi; Basidiomycota; Agaricomycetes; Agaricales; Physalacriaceae. The coding region runs from base 1 to 309 and encodes 102 amino acids. The record is from RefSeq and is a predicted model, not a curated record. The transcript is spliced from 2 exons.
AUGUCUGCGGUGUUCACGGUUACACGGUCGUUGAUUAAAGAUUUUAGUGAUCGGAGACAAACUGAUAGUACUGGAAAGGUUAAUAUUUAUCGACGCGACGACGAGGCACGUAUAGCUUUGUACCGUGGAGCCAACUUUUUUUCAGUGUACCUCCCUAUCGUUACGGUUGCAUCCGUAAUGGUAUGGUCCACACCACUAAUCAGGGUCUCUUCUAAAUGCAUCGACGAACGGCCGGCGUCGUCUACUAUGGGCUUCUUCAUUGCGAAGUAUAUCGUCAUCGACAAUCCAUCAAAGACGGAACUCACAUAA